This is a messenger RNA of Cottoperca gobio, 4712 nucleotides long. RefSeq names its product importin 11 (gene ipo11). Gene Ontology annotation, molecular function: small GTPase binding. NCBI's taxonomy places the organism in Eukaryota, Metazoa, Chordata, Actinopteri, Perciformes, Bovichtidae. Gene Ontology annotation, biological process: protein import into nucleus. The record is from RefSeq and is a predicted model, not a curated record. Gene Ontology annotation, cellular component: cytosol; nuclear envelope.
AUGGAUAUAGACGGUGCCAGUUCAGUGGUGCUGCAGGCCUUAACCCAAGCUACCAGUCAGGACACAGCCGUGCUGAAGCCUGCAGAGGAGCAGCUCCGACAGUGGGAGACUCAGCCAGGCUUCUACUCUGUCCUUCUGAAUAUCUUAAAUAAUCAAAUGCGUGUGAACGUCAGGUGGCUGGGCUGUGCUGUUACUUCAAAAAUGGUAAUUGACAGAUACUGGCGGAGAGUAGCGCCUCAUGCUUUAUCAGAAGAGGAGAAGACAUCAUUGCGUGCUGGUCUCAUCACAAACUUCAAUGAGCCUGUCAAUCAGAUAGCGACCCAGAUUGCAGUACUGAUAGCUAAGGUGGCCCGUCUGGACUGCCCCAGGCAAUGGCCAGAGCUCAUCCCAAUUCUGCUCGAGUCCGUGAAGGGUCAGGACGGCCUGCAGCAGCACAGAGCGCUGCUAACCUUCUAUCAUGUCACCAAAACCCUAGCGUCCAAACGUCUGGCGGCGGACAGGAGGCUUUUCCAGGAUCUGGCGUCGGGCAUCUACAGUUUUGCGUGCUCCCUGUGGAGCCAUCACACCGACUGCUUCCUCCAGCAGAUCUAUGCCAGAGAUGAGGCUGCAGCGCUCGGCUCACUGGAGAGGACGCUGCUCUCUCUUAAAGUGCUACGCAAGCUGACAGUUUUUGGAUUUCAAGAGCCACAACAGAAUAUGGAAGUGAUGGGUUUCCUGAAUGCAGUGUUUGAGAGGCUAAAGCAGUUCUUGGAAUGCUGUCGGCAGGUUGGUGCAGACAGCACAUGCAGAGAAAAGCUGGAGAAGAUGAUCAUACUGUACACUAAAACUUUGUUAGAUUUCCUGGAGUACCAUCCAUGUGCAUUUAUACCCCUAAUCCAGCGUUCCCUGGAAUUUGCCGUCAGCUACCUGUUCACACCUGCAGGGGAGGGAGUGACCUUUGAACGCUUCAUUGUUCAGUGCAUGAACCUCAUCAAGAUGAUUGUAAAGAAUGAUGCCUACAAACCUUCAAAGAACAUUGACGACAGUAAACCAGAAAGUCUGGAGGCUCACAAGAUCAAGACUGCAUUCUUCACACACCCCACUCUGACGGAGAUUGGACGCAGACUAGUCUCACACUACUUCCUUCUCACAGAAGAAGAGCUGGCAAUGUGGGAAGAAGACCCUGAGAGCUUUGCUGUUGAAGAAACAGGUGGUGACUCUUGGAAAUACAGUCUACGGCCUUGCGCAGAAGUAUUGUUCCUGGAUAUCUUCCACAACUACAACCAGACGCUGAUACCUGUGCUACUGGAUAUGGUUCAGAAUCUCCAGGGCCCAACCAAUGUGGAAGACACUGCUCAGUUGCUAAUGAAGGAUGCAGUAUACAAUGCAGUGGGACUAGCAGCUUAUGAGCUGUUUGACAACGUGGACUUUGACCAGUGGUUCAAGAAUCAGCUUCUUGGAGAACUGCAAGUCAGCCAUCACAGAUACAAGUUGAUUCGCAGACGAGUCAUCUGGCUAAUAGGACAGUGGAUCUCUGUCAAGUUCAAAUCUGACCUUCGACCUUUACUCUACGAGGUCAUCCUGAGCCUCAUGCAGGAUCCCGACUUGGUGGUGCGGAUUGAGACGGCUACAACCCUGAAGCUCACUGUUGAUGACUUCGAGUUCCGGACAGAGCAAUUCCUCCCAUACCUUGAGUCCAUCUUUGGGCUGCUCUUCCAAUUGUUGCAGCAGGUGACGGAGUGUGACACUAAAAUGCAGGUGCUCCAUGUCAUCUCCUGUGUCGUCGAGAGAGUGAAUAUCCAGAUCCGGCCAUACGUAGGCUGUCUGGUGCAGUACCUGCCCCUGCUCUGGAAGCAAUCUGAAGAACACAACAUGCUUCGCUGUGCCAUCCUCACUACACUCAUCCACCUGGUACAGGGCCUGGGGGCAGAGUGUAAGAACCUGUACCCUUUCCUUCUUCCUGUCAUUCAGCUGAGCACCGAUGUCUCCCAGCCGCCGCAUGUGUAUUUGCUGGAGGAUGGACUGGAGCUUUGGUUGGUGACUUUGGAGAACAGCCCAACCAUCACCCCGGAGCUGCUCAGAAUUUUCCAGAACAUGUCUGCUUUGCUGGAGAUGAGCUCCGAGAACCUGCGCACCUGCUUUCAGAUCGUUAAUGCCUACUUGUAUUUGUCUGCCACAGACUUCCUGCAGAACUAUGCAGAAUCAUUGUGUCGAGCUUUCUGCGAUCUGCUGAAAGACAUCACAAAUGAGGGACAGGUCCAAGUUCUCAAGGUGGUAGAGAUAGCUUUAAAGGUUAGCCCCAUGCUGGGAGCCCACAUGUUCCAGCCGCUGCUGCCAGCUGUCUUCAGAGGCAUCGUGGACGGUGAGAGAUAUCCCGUGGUGAUGUCCACCUACCUAGGAAUCAUGGGCCGCAUCCUCCUCCAGAACUCCAGUUUUUUCUCCUCUCUGCUCACUCAAAUGGCCUCUGAUCGCAGCCAGAAGAUGGACCAGUUGUUGGGCAGUGUGAUAGAGAUGUGGGUUGACCGCAUGGACAACAUCACUCAGCCAGAGAGGAGGAAGCUGUCGUCUCUGGCACUGCUUUCCCUCCUCCCAUCUGACAACAGUGUGAUCCAGGAAAAGUUCUGUGGUAUCAUCAACAUCUCGGUUGAGGCGCUGCAUGAUGUAAUGACAGAAGAUCCUGAAACAGCCACCUUCAAAGACUGCAUGCUGAUGAGCCAUUUUGAAGAGCCCAAGCUGAGUGAUGAUGAGGAGCCGCCAACUGAGCAGGACAAGAGGAAGAAAAUGUUGGCCCUGGAGGACCCGGUGCACAGCGUCUCUCUCCAGCAGUUUGUCUACGAGAAGCUGAAGGCGCAGCAGGCCAUGAUGGGGGACCAGGGCUUCGGGGUCUUGAUGGAGACCGUGGACACAGAGCUCGUCAGGCAGCUCCAGGAGUUCCUCCAAGGCCUCUGAAUCACAUCUACAAUCCUUUACUACCGAUCACAAACAUCUUUGCCUAAUGCUACCCUCUUCCACAUUUUUUGAAAGUGUACCAGAAAGGUUAAUCUGCCGGCGUGUGGACUCCUAAUCCAACCUCUACCCAUGCUAUGCCUUAUCUAUAUUCAGACCUAGCCUUGUCCACUGUCCUCCGCUAACACCCAGCGUCCCUUUCUCUGUUAUCUGGAUUCCUUUACAUCCUCUUUGUCUCAAUAUGGGGUAAAACAUCACCAACAUAAAAACAUCCCCACACUAGCGCUUCCACUCAAUUAUUCUAGUUUAUUCUCUUUCUGUGGUUUUGAAGGUGGACCGGGUAGAAAAUGUGACGGAUGGUAUAAAAGUUGGGUUGGAGGAGAAUACGGGAAAAAAUCACCUGCAGGUGGCAGAGCUGGAGGCUUGGACUAUUUUCUAUGGAGAAACAUACAGAUUGUAGCAGAAAUGUGGAUACACAAUACCUAAAGGACCUAAAGCAGUGUUUACAGAAUCUAUUCUUCAAACAGAGAAAAGAAGAAAUGUAAUUUUGUAUGUAUGUGAAGUAUGGCUGAUAUUCUGCAUGAUGAUAUUUUACAUUUUAGUUUGUUUUUACUUUGUGUUCAUUUCUCUUACGUUUGAAAAAAAAGUCAUACCUAGAGGUCAAGUGGAAGUAACUACUGAGAGAGCUCAAGUGUUUUUCUUUCUUUUUGAGUUGGUUUAGAGAGAAUUUAGUUUUGACUAAAAUGGGUGAUUUUUAAAUGAUUAAUUUAGAGUGCUGAGCCCCAUUUUUAUGUAUAUACAUACUGCUGCUAAUUGAUGGUGUGUCAGAGCACUUUAAUAACCAAAACUGUUUCACCUGUUUUCAUCUUUGUCAUCAAUGGAGCAUCUCGUCGCAUCCUUGUACUUCAACACAGUGGUAAAAAGCCUCGGAGCAGUGCAACAGGAUUGUUCAGAUUAGGCUUUAGUUGCAUAAAGACCCUCAUCUUGAACUGUUGCCAUAUUUCAUUUCUCAAUGCUAACUUGUACAAAAUACUGACUGACUGCAAACAUAUUAGGUUGUGUCUUUACUAUUUAUUUUUGAAAUAAUUUGAUGUAUGACCUAAGUGGUUGUGGUAUGAUUUGACCGAUAAAUUAUGAUUUUUAUUUUUUUUAUUUUUUUUUUGCGGUAGAGAUGAAGCUUUGAUACUUUUGAUUUGACAAAAAAAAUGUUUUUUUCCUGUAGGUUUUCUCAUAAGUUUGACAAACCUAUAUUAUAAAGAAGAAGAAGAAGAAGAAAGAAAAAAAAAAGACUGAAUAUUGGCACCAAAGUUCUUGAAUUAAUACAUUUACACAAGUGGCGCGUGGACAUUCACACAGAAUCUGAAAUGGGUUCAAAAAAUAUAUUGUAACUUGAAAUUUGAGGGGGAAAAUGACUGGGUCACCCUUCAUAAUCUAUUGUUCUGCAAUUUAUGGAUUAAUAUUGUUUUAUUUGCUCUCACUAGGUUGGUAAACCUUCCUGAGAAGGAGAUAAUCCUCCUAGCUUCCUUGACACUGAUAGUUGAGUAGCAGUCAGAAUUACGGGCUUUAUGCUUCUCUAAAGACCUUUCUUACAAUCAAUGUUCAUUUCCCAACUAGUUAAGCAGUAGCUGAUUUCUGUAGUAAUGUUCUGUUGACGACCACAAUUAUGAAGUUAAGAACGUGACACAAAGUACAGGAGAGAGAUGUUUUUGGGUUAACAAUUUGGUUUGGUUUGAUGGGAAAUAAUCCUUGUUGCUUUUUCAAAAGCAUUCAAUAAAAUGCAGUAAUUA